This is a messenger RNA of Marmota flaviventris (yellow-bellied marmot), 3607 nucleotides long. RefSeq names its product LIM domain and actin binding 1 (gene Lima1). The record is from RefSeq and is a predicted model, not a curated record. NCBI's taxonomy places the organism in Eukaryota, Metazoa, Chordata, Mammalia, Rodentia, Sciuridae.
UCAGUAUCUGUAGACAAGAUGGAAUCAACUGCAUUUAACAGACGGCAAUGGACUUCACUGUCUUUGAGGGUAACAGCCAAAGAACUUUCUCUUGUCAACAAGAACAAGUCAUCAACUAUCGUGGAAAUAUUCUCCAAGUACCAGAAAGCAGCUGAAGAGGCCAACAUGGAAAAGAAGAAAAGUAACACCGAAAAUCUCCCCCAGCACUUUAGAAGGGGGACACUGACUGUGUUAAAGAAGAAGUGGGAGAAUCCAGUACCGGGAGCAGAGUCGCACACAGACCCUCUGCGAAACAGCAGCACUGAGGUUAGACACAGAGUCACCCACCCUCCUGUUGAAGUGACAAGCAGCUCUGCUUCUGGAGUUGACCACGAGGAACAAUCCCAGUCCAGACGCAGAUUUGGAUCACAUCCUGAAACCCUUACUCAGCGCCGAUAUCCCGGCACUGAAGACAGUGAGGAUCUUAAAGACCGCACAACAGAAAGCAAAAAAAUGGAAAAUUGUCUGGGAGAGUCCAGGCAUGAAAUAGAAAGAUCUGAAGUCAGUGAAAACUUAGAAACUUCAGGCAAAAUAGAGAAAUACAAUGUUCCACUGAACAGGCUUAAGAUGAUGUUUGAGAAAGGUGAACCAACUCAAACCAAGAUUCUUUGGGCCCAAAGCCGAAAUACAGGUGGAAGGAGGAUCUCUGAAAACAGCUAUUCUUUGGAUGACUUGGAAAUAGGUCCAGGUCAGUUGUCAUCCUCUGCAUUCAACUCAGAGAAAAAUGAAAGUAAGCGAAACCUGGAACUCCCACGCCUCUCAGAAACCUCCAUAAAGGAUCGAAUGGCCAAGUACCAGGCGGCUGUGUCCAAACAAAGUAGUUCAACCAACUAUACAAAUGAGUUGAAAACCAGUGGUGGUGAAAUCAAAACUCAUAAAUUGGAACAAAAGGAGAAUGUGCCCCCAGGUCCUGAGGUCUGCGUCUCCCAUCAGGAGGGAGAAAAGGCUUCUACAACUGAGAAUAGCCUGACAGUCCAUUCCACCCCUGCCGAAGAUGACUCUCGUAAACAUUUGCCUUUAGCUCUCGAAGCAGGUAAUGCCCAGGUUAAGAGUGAGGCCCAGCAGCCGGUGUCCACCAAACCACUGAGUCCUGAUGCCAAAGCCUCCAACCUUUCUGAAAAUUCUCCUCCAAAAGCAGUGAAGAAGUUUCAGGCACCUGCAAGAGAGACCUGCGUGGAAUGUCAGAAAACAGUCUACCCAAUGGAGCGUCUCUUGGCUAAUCAGCAGGUGUUUCACAUCAGCUGCUUCCGUUGUUCUUACUGCAACAACAAACUUAGUCUAGGAACAUAUGCAUCUCUACAUGGGAGAAUCUAUUGUAAACCUCACUUCAACCAACUCUUUAAAUCUAAAGGUAACUAUGAUGAAGGCUUUGGGCACAGACCACACAAGGAUCUAUGGGCAAGCAAAAAUGAAAAUGAAGAGACUUUGGAGAGAUCAUCCCAGCUUCCAAAUGCAGGGGAGACCCCUCAGAGCCCAGGAGUAGAAGAUGCCCCCAUUGCAAAGGUGGGUGUGCUGGCUGCAAGUAUGGAAGCCAAGGCCUCCUCUCAGCGAGAAAAGGAAGACAAGCCAGCUGAAACCAAGAAGUUGAGAAUUGCCUGGCCACCCCCAUCUGAACUUGGCAGUUCAGGAAGUGCCUUGGAGGAAGGGAUCAAAGUGUCUAAGCCCAAAUGGCCUCCAGAGGAUGAAAUCAGCAAGCUCGAAACUCCUGAGGAUGUAGAUCUGGAUCUGAAGAAGCUGAGGAGAUCUUCUUCAUUGAAGGAAAGAAGCCGCCCAUUCACUGUUGCAGCUUCAUUUCGAACAUCUUCUGUCAAGAGCCCAAAAGCUUUGUCCCCACCUAUCAGGAAAGGUUGGAGCAUGUCUGAGCAGAGCGAGGAGUUUGCAGGAGAGAUAGUACCAGAAAGGAAACAAGUGGAAAAUGCCUGGGUCUCCGAGAAGAAUGGGAAUGUGGGAAAAAUGGCCUGGCAAAACAAGGAAUCUAAAGGAGGAGAGGCAGAGAGAAAGGAAAUUAAUAGUUUUGAGAUGGGGAGUGAGAAUCUCAUAGAAAAUGGUGCAAACAUAGAUGAAGAUGACAACAACCUCCUCAAACACCAGUCUCCACCAGAAUCCAAGUCUCCAAAUAGGUCCAGCUUUGUAGAUGACACCUCCACUAAAGAAUUUGCUACUCAGAAUCAGAAAUCCCAGGAUGUGGAAUUCUGGGAGGGAGAAGUAGUGCAAGAGCUGUCUGUGGAAGAACAGAUAAAGAGAAAUCGGUACUACGAUGAGGAUGAAGAUGAGGUUGAGGAAGAAGAAUGACAAAUUGCAAUGGUGUUGGGCCUUAAAUUCGUGUUAGUGUUAGUGAGCCACUGCCCUUUAUCAAAGUGAUGCACAGAAACAGGUAUUGGAUUAUGAACUGACAUUUAUGCUAAAGCAACUUUGGAAAUGAAUUUCUGCUACCAAAAAAAAAAAAAAAAAAAAUCCCAUACUGCUGCUUAAGUGAACCAGUUAUAAACACUAGAAAUAACAUUACUUAAAUCUUUCACUUUAAUAGUGACAAAAUGCAUAAAUGCUUAUAAGCAGGGAAAUAUUCCAAGUGAUCUAGUCCAAAUUCCAUUGUAUUACCAAAUGGCAAUAUUAAAGUAAAUGGAUGAUUAGUAUACAUUUUUACACUACAAAUCCUAUUGUGGAAUUAGAGAAUAUACAGAAGGAAUUUAGGGACUGACAUGUUAUGAUUAAAUGCACUUUAGCAUAAAGGGCAUAGUUGUAUAUUUUUAACAAUUAUCAAUUUUUUAGUAUCUACUGUUAAGAGAUCAAAUAUUUAGUCUUUUUUUAAAAUUAGGUUAAUUUUCUUACUCUCAUAUAUAUGUGGGGAAUUUUUUGCUUUACAUCCUGCUCUAAAUCUGGAAUUGAAUUAUUGAGGUACAUUACAGCCAUCUUUUCAGAGCACCUUUUGAGACUAAUAAAGAACCAACCUACAUGCUUUGGUGCCUGGAGAGAUCCACUGUCUCCAAAUAAGUUAUGUAUUUGCCAAUGAGUUUGAUUACACCCCAAGUGAUUGCUUUUUUUUUUUUUCCUGGUGGUAUCUGUGUUUCUCACAAUUCAUUGAAAGCUGCAUCUUUUUUUGUGAGAACUAUUGAUCACUGUUCACCAUGCAAAAGGAAGAAGAAUAACAGAAAGAACCGCCUUAAAUGACAUGAGCUCAGACCUCCAAAUCCUGUAUUUCACUUCUGAUAUCCCCUUUCUGAGGCAAUAAUUUUUUAAUACUUAUCAGCUCUGAAGUGCAUUGAUUUUUAUUGCAGACAACAUUCCCAGGUUGAAUUAAACCAACCCUAGGCCUUUUUCUUGGGAUGGUUUUCUUUAGUAUUAAGGCUUUAGAACAUUAUAAACUUUACAAGAUUUGUUGUACAUAAUUGAUAUUCCAAAUUGUAUGUAUGAGAGUGAAAGGUGUUUUAAAGAUAUAGCCUUUUCUUUUUACUGCAUUUAUAGAGAUUUAGCUCUAAUAUUUUUUAGAUAUGUAAAAUAAUCUGCUUUCUUACCAUCUUUCAUAGUCUGAAACAUUUUUAUUCAAUAAAGAUUUUAAUUUACAUUUGAA